This is a messenger RNA of Parnassius mnemosyne (clouded apollo), 1623 nucleotides long. The record is from the annotation of a GenBank genome assembly. Lineage: Eukaryota; Metazoa; Arthropoda; Insecta; Lepidoptera; Papilionidae.
AUGGUGCAAGUACGAGUGAGCGAGGGUGUGUUGGAAGGGGAAUUUGUAGAAAAUGAUAUUGGAGGCAAGUACUACAGCUUCAAGGGGAUCCCGUAUGCAGAACCUCCAGUCGGUGAUCUCAGAUUUAAGGCCCCACAGUCUGCGAAAUCAUGGAAGGGUGUACGAAGCGCAAAAGAAUUUGGAUCUUCUUGUACGCAAUAUGACUUGUUUACUGAUAAGAUUAUAGACGGAAGCGAGGACUGUCUUUAUCUUAAUGUUUAUAGUCCUGAUAUCACUCCAAGGAAGCCACUGCCCGUAAUGUUCUGGAUUCACGGAGGUGGAUACAUAAGUGGCAGUGGUAAUGACGAUUUAUAUGGCCCUGAAUUCCUUGUCAGGCAUGGUAUCAUUCUCGUCACCAUUAACUAUAGACUUGGAAUCGUAGGUUUUCUCUGCUUAGACACAGAGGAUGUUCCAGGUAAUGCCGGUGUGAAAGAUCAAGUGGCUGCUUUACGAUGGGUCAAGAAAAAUAUAAUCAGUUUUGGAGGCGAUCCAAAUAACGUUACAAUUUUUGGCGAAAGUGCUGGUGCAGGCUGUGUAUCUUUACAUUUAAUAUCACCCAUGAGCAAAGGUCUAUUUCAAAGAGCAAUAGUUCAAAGUGGCUCUUCCAAGUGUUGGUGGGCACUAACAAGUAACCCACGAGAGAGAGCGCGACUUCUUGCGCGAAAAAUGGGUUUAGAUUCGGAUGAUGACAAAGAAUUGUUCAACUUUUAUAAAUCACAACCUAUUGACAAGUUAAUUUUAAAGAAUGGGAAUUUAACGUGGGAAGAUGAAUACAAAAAAGAACCAAAAUUUCAUUUCACUGUAGUAAAUGAGAAGAAAUUCGGUGAUAAUGAAAGAUUUUUUUACAGCGACCUUGCUGAUCUUUCGCGCAAUGGUAUACACGAAGGGGUUGAAAUUAUGACUGGGUACACUAAAGAUGAAGGUUUAUUGUGGUUAUGUUGGAAAAGUGACUUUGAUAAAAUAUUAUUUCAAGCUAAUUUCAUUGCUGAAUAUUUUGUCCCUAGAGCCAUGACUUUAAAAUGUCCUUUGAUAGACAAAUUAGAGGUUGCACGAAAGAUUCGAAAAUAUUAUUUCAACGAAAAAUCUAUAGAAAAAGAUAAAUUGGAUCGGUUGAUAAAAUAUUUGUCAAUGGAUAUAUUCAUACAGGGUAUGAUGAAAUGGAUAAAAACAGUUGCUGCCAACAAAAAUAAUAAAAUAUAUUUAUAUACAUUCUCAUGUACUUCGGAGAGAAACGUCAUGUCUAAUGUAUUUGAGGCAAAUCGUGUAGUCGAUGUCACAGAAGCAGUAUGUCACGCUGAUGACUUGGCUUACCUAUUUCCAUUGAAAGUAUACAAUUUAACUGUAGAUAAAAAUUCUAAAAGUUACAAGAUGAUUAAUAAUGUGACAAAGUUGUGGACGAAUUUCGCUAAAUAUGGAAAUCCCACGCCAGAUUCUAGUUUAGAAGAAAAAUGGAAUCCUUACACUUUAGAAGAACAACAAUAUUUAGAUAUUGGCGAGAAACUAGUUGCAGGCUCCUCACCAAAUAAAGAAGAAGUUGAGUUCUGGGAAAAUUUAUUAAGUAAAUACGAAGAAUAUGUGUUCUAA